Molecule: messenger RNA, 520 nt
Organism: Humulus lupulus (European hop)
Lineage: Eukaryota; Viridiplantae; Streptophyta; Magnoliopsida; Rosales; Cannabaceae
Product: inorganic pyrophosphatase 1-like
Exons: 3
Coding region: 34-417 (127 amino acids)
Molecular function (GO): phosphatase activity
Source: RefSeq, a predicted model, not a curated record
AAAACUUGAAAAUAAAAAAAAAAUUAGGAUAGGAUGAUGAAGGAGCUUCAUGAACAAGGAAAACCCAUUGAAGAUAUUGCUGAAGUUCUUAAUCGGAUCCCCAUACAUCCCAGAGUUGUCUCUGCCAUUAAGGCCGCUCACGCUCUUGGGUGGGAUUUGAGGAUUGUCAGUGAUGCAAAUCUGUUCUUCAUUGAGACAAUGUUGAAGCACCUUGGGCUGAGGGAGUACUUUUCAGAGAUCAACACAAAUCCCGGCUUUGUUGAUGAACAAGAAAGACUUCGAAUUCAACAUUUUCAUGAUUUCAACAACUCCUCACAUGGAUGCAUUCCUGGCACCUGCCUUCCUAACAUGUGCAAGUGCUUCUCGUCUUCAUCACUUUUUUGGCGACCUGUUUGUCGUUGUUUCUUGGGGACCUAACCUAGUCAUUCUUCUAAGGAUCUUUUUUUCUUUUUCAUUUUGGUUUACUUGGUAAUUCUUGUGAUGUUUGAUCUCUCCAUUAAAGUAACCAUUCAUGGGUAGU